AAGUUGAAUUUCAGAAUACUGUGAUCAAAGACGGCGAUAAUGGCGCGAAGCCGCGUCGUCGAUCUCAAGAUAUUUGUAGCGAUAGCUGUGAUUGUUGUGUGUGGCUUCCUUGGCAAAUCUGAUGGACUUCACCGAAUUUUUGAGUAUGCGGAACGAAGGACUCCAGAGGUCAGCGUUGGACUCACUGGUGCGCCGGUGAUGCUCAGCCACUUCAUCGAACUUGGCAAACCAGAAGAAGCGAAGAAAGCUGCGUUGGUUACAGGCAUGGAGAAGUUCUUCGCGAAAGCAUCUGGAAUGCCAGAAGCUCCGACUGCGAGAGUAUCUUACAGUGGGUUCAUUACAGUUAACAAGACUUGCGACGCAAACCUGUUUUUCUGGUUUAUUCCGGCAAAGAAUAGUCCAGAGUCAGCCCCUGUGACAGUUUGGCUUCAAGGAGGACCCGGUGCCUCGUCUCUCUUCGGUCUUUUCGUUGAACACGGGCCUUGGGUGGUUGAUGCUGACCUGAACAUAUCAGCAAGAGAUUAUGAUUGGUCCACCGCGAACUCAAUGCUGUAUAUUGACAAUCCCGUCGGAUCUGGUUUCAGCUACUCGUCUGAUGAUUCGUGUUACGCGAGGAGCGAAGAGGAUGUCGCCAGAGAUUUGUAUUCAUUCCUCACCCAAUUCUUCGUCGUUUUCAACGAAUUCGCGCAUCAAGAUUUCUACGUUACUGGGGAAUCGUAUGCCGGGAAGUAUGUCCCUGCUAUUACCUGGAAAAUUUUGCAGGCCAACCAGGAUCAAAACGUCCACCAGAAAAUCAAUCUGAAAGGGAUGGGAAUCGGAGACGGACUGUCGGACCCAAUCACGAUGACUGAUUACGGCUCUUACCUCUUUGAAGUCGGAAUGAUUGGUUACGAGGAGAAACGGCACUUCGAACAAGUGGAGAAAAACGUUCGGCAGAAUAUCGAGCAAGGGAACUACAAAAUUGCUGCCGAGUUGUUCGAUGAACUUCUGGACGGAGACUUCAACAAGGCUUCGUACUUCAAAAACGUGACGGGAUCCGACUAUUACUUCAACAUUCUUCAGUUCCGUGAGCCCAAGGAGUUCAGUUACUACGUCGACUUCAUUAACCGUCCUGAAGUUCGACAAGCAAUCCAUGUCGGUAACAAGGCAUUCCACAAUGGAUCUAAAGUGGAAAGUUUGCUUUUUGAGGACAUGAUGAAGUCAGUCAAGCCGUGGUUUGAGGACAUUCUCAACUCGGGAAUCAGGGUUUUGCUGUUCAACGGCCAACUGGACAUAAUUGUGGCCUAUCCACUGACGGAGAAUUUCGUGCGUUCCCUGCGCUGGAGACACGCUGCCGAUUUCAAGGACUCCCCGAGACAUCAGUGGAAAAUUGGCGCUGUAACUGCGGGCUACGCUCAGGAGUAUGAAAAUUUCGGCCUAGUGCUCGUUCGUAAUGCUGGACACAUGGUGCCCUACGACCAACCCGUUUUGGGAUACGACUUGAUCAAUCGUUUCACGACCGGAAAACCCUUCUCGGCGCGUCUACAAUACCUAGGUGAGAACUGAGCAUCAUCAGUGAGGACUCAAACUUUGUGCAAAUAUGGAAACAGGCAUUUUUGUGGAUUAAUUAAACCUCGGAGCUUCUUGCUUAGCGGAAUUAUUUUUUGGAGGAGGUAAACGAAACCAUUCGCGGCUGCGUUUUUUCUUGCGUAUUUCCCCGAUUCUCGUAUGUGUCAUAAUUGGUCGCAAUAAAGGAUUUUCUGAAAGUAAAAA
This is a messenger RNA of Notodromas monacha, 1752 nucleotides long. The record is from the annotation of a GenBank genome assembly. NCBI's taxonomy places the organism in Eukaryota, Metazoa, Arthropoda, Ostracoda, Podocopida, Cyprididae.